AUGGCUUCCAUCUCCAAGCUCUCCAAUCCCAGCCCCGCUUCUUCUUUGUCGUCCACUUUCAACCCUAGAGCUUCCCAGCCCAAGUGCUUGAUCGGCUUCCUCACCACCACCACCAACUUCAGCUCCAAAGUUUCUUCUUCCAAGUUGUCCAUACGAAGCAAAUCGUCUCUCAAGGGCUCUCUGGUUGUGAGAUGUUCUCAAGGUGAUGGAAAUGGAAAUCCAGCAAAGAGAACAUAUCUCCAUGAUCUCUACGAGAAGGAAGGGCAGAGUCCAUGGUAUGAUAACCUCUGCCGACCUGUUACAGAUCUGCUUCCACUUAUUGCAAAUGGGGUUAGAGGUGUAACUAGUAACCCAGCGAUUUUCCAGAAAGCAAUAUCCACUUCAAAUGCUUAUAAUGAUCAAUUCAGGGAACUUGUACAAUCAGGAAAAGACAUUGAAAGUGCAUAUUGGGAACUUGUGGUGAAGGACAUUCAAGAUGCUUCAAAACUUUUUGAGUCAAUCUAUGAUCAAACUGAUGCUGGUGAUGGUUAUGUUUCUGUUGAAGUUUCUCCCAAACUUGCUGAUGACACUCAAGGGACUAUCGAGGCAGCAAAAUGGCUACAUAAAGUAGUUGCCCGCCCCAAUGUCUACAUAAAAAUCCCUGCUACUGCUCCAUGUGUCCCUUCAAUUAAGGAAGUCAUAGCAAAUGGCAUAAGUGUCAAUGUGACUCUUAUAUUCUCUCUCACUAGAUAUGAGGCAGUCAUUGAUGCUUACUUGGAUGGCCUUGAGGCUUCUGGAUUAAAUGACCUCUCCAAAGUCACAAGUGUUGCUUCCUUCUUUGUCAGUAGGGUGGACACCCUUAUUGACAAGUUGCUUGAAAAGAUUGGAACUCCAGAAGCCCUUGACCUUCGAGGAAAGGCUGCUGUAGCUCAAGCUGCUUUAGCAUACCAACUCUACCAGAAGAAAUUCUCUGGCCCUAGAUGGGAGGCUUUGGUGAAAAAAGGUGCCAAGAAGCAGAGGCUACUGUGGGCCUCAACCAGCGUCAAGAAUCCUGCCUACCCUGAUACUUUAUAUGUUGCUCCUCUCAUUGGCCCUGACACGGUUUCAACCAUGCCAGACCAAGCUCUCCAAGCAUUUAUCGAUCACGGUACUGUUUCAAGGACAAUCGACUCCAAUGUCUCCGAGGCUGAAGGAAUUUACAGUGCACUAGAGAAGCUAGGAAUUGACUGGAGCUACGUUGGGAACCAACUCGAAAUUGAAGGAGUGGAUUCCUUCAAGAAGAGUUUUGACAGCCUGCUUGAUACUCUGCAAGAGAAGGCCAACUCUCUUAAAUUGAUUAGUCUGUGA
Molecule: messenger RNA, 1326 nt
Organism: Prunus armeniaca (apricot)
Lineage: Eukaryota; Viridiplantae; Streptophyta; Magnoliopsida; Rosales; Rosaceae
Source: the annotation of a GenBank genome assembly